UUUAGAAACAAGUAAGUACGAGUCCCAUUUGUCAUUUACGUACGUCAAUUGAUCACUGCAAGAGAACAUUUUUUGGCUGCGGUCCCCAACUCCAUCAGACUGCCUUUCUCAUCACUGCUCCUAAACCCUCCACCUGAAACCGCCACCGCCACCGCCACCGCCACCUCCCCCGAAUCUUCUUCAUCCCUAAACCCUAACUUCCUCCGCCCUCAGCCUCUCUCCUCCACCCUCUCUCGCCGCUUUUGUAUGGACGGACCUAUUUCACUCUGACCUCUAGACCCUGCUGUCUUAUCCCCGCACUCCGACCGUCCAAAUGGAGGCUCGUCGAGUUGCUCGCGCCGUGAGCGACCCGAAGGUCCGUCAAGUUGGUUUCUUCGCCCCACCGGACCGUUCCCUAUCGGGCCCGGCCGAUCAGGCGUCGUCUUCUCCUCCCGUAUCCGAUCUCUCUCCAUCUGGCAAUUCCCUCUCGCCCGUGAUGAUUCCGCCUCCGCGGCACUUGUCCUCUGACCUCUCUCGCGUGGCGGCACACUUCCCUCCCGCUCCUCCCUCACCGCUUCGCCGCGACUCCAUCCCGGUGGGUAGCUAUAAUCCAUCUGAGUUUACCUCCCCCGCCGCAUCUGACUUCACGGAGGGCAUAGUAUCUUCUAGUCGAGCUCGCAAGGGAGAUUCUGGGAAAUUUGCUAUGUCGCUUCCUUCUGGUGGAUUCGAGAUGGCGGGUUCUAAGCAGAACAACGUUCCCGCAGCUGGUUUAACCACAGUUUCCAUAGUGAACGGACCUCCUGAUGUAACAGAAAAAGAUGGGCGAUUAUCUGCUGCAGCACAGAGAGAGCUAGCAACUGGUUCUAAACCAUUGAAAGAGAAAACCACUAAGGCUGAAAGGCGUGCUCUUCAGGAGGCUCAACGAGCUGCAAAAGCAGCAGCCAAGGCUGAUGGAAGCAAAACAACUGCUGCUGCUUCUGGGGAAGCUUCUUCUGCAAGUGCAAACGCUGGACGAGCUUCUAAGGGUCCGAUACAAAGGAAAGACAUCUCUCCAGUUUCAACUUCUGAUAAAAGAGGUAUUGAUCGCCCAGCAGAUAAAGAUAGAAAAAAGGAUGUUCCCCAUCCACGCAUGCAGUUUGAUGACAAAAGCCGUGUGGAGAAGGCAAAGAAGCGAGCAGUAGUGAAACAAACUGAAGCAAGGAAUAGGGUUGAACUAUUUAGACAUCUGCCUCAAUAUGAACAUGGAACACGGCUUCCUGAGCUUGAGUCAAAGUUCUUCCAACUUGAUCCAGUUCAUCCUGCUGUUUUUAAGGUUGGACUGAGGUAUAUGUCUGGAGAUAUAUCUGGUGGCAAUGCUCGAUGUAUCGCUAUGCUUCAAGCAUUCCAAGAAUCAAUAAAGGACUACUCAACUCCACCGGAAAAGGCUCUUAUCAGGGACUUGACUGCAAAAAUCAAUGCUUAUGUGUCAUUUCUGAUUGAAUGCAGACCACUCUCAAUCACAAUGGGAAAUGCAAUUAGGUUUAUUAAAACUAAGAUCACGAGACUACCUUUGACUUUGUCAGAGUCUGAGGCAAAACUAACUCUUAUAACAGACAUUGACCAAUUUAUAAGUGAGAAGAUAAUACUUGCAGACAAUGUAAUAGUAAAGCAUGCAGUGACCAAGAUCAGGGAUGGAGAUGUUCUUCUCACGUAUGGAUCAUCAUCUGCUGUUGAAAUGAUAUUUUUACAUGCUCAUGAGCUUGGCAGGGCUUUCCGUGUCAUAGUGGUGGAUUCACGACCUAAACUUGAAGGGAAACUACUGAUACGUAGGCUGGUGGCUAAGGGCAUCAACUGUACAUAUACUCAUAUCAACGCAGUUUCCUAUAUAAUGCAUGAAGCUACUAGAGUGUUUUUGGGUGCUGCAUCAAUUUUGUCCAAUGGAACAGUUUACUCGAGAGUUGGGACAGCAUGUGUUGCUAUGGUUGCUCAUCAAUUUCGUGUUCCCGUCCUGAUAUGCUGUGAAGCUUACAAGUUUCAUGAGAGGGUUCAACUUGACUCAAUUUGCUCUAAUGAACUUGGUGAUCCAGAAACAAUUGCAAAAGUUCCUGGCGGAAGUGCUGGCGGUCUAGAUGAUUGGGCCAACAGUGAAAAUUUACAACUGCUGAAUCUGAUCUAUGAUGCAACACCAGCAGAUUAUGUUUCAAUGAUAAUCACAGAUUAUGGAAUGAUUCCUCCAACAAGUGUCCCUGUCAUUGUUCGAGAAUACUGCAGAGAACAUUUGUGGACUUUGUAGGGACUAGGGGAGCUUGACAAUUUACAAAGGCUUAACACAGAAGACAUAUUUUGGUGUGAGAAGGUGAUUUGAGGCGUGACUGCUUGUGGGCAUCCAAAUUUUCUUUUCCGUUUCUACUUGUGUAAUUUUGAUUCCCCUUUUUUUGUGGAAUAAUGAAUUUCCCUGUGGAUUGUACUUUUUUGAGAUUUUUAUUUCCUUUUCUAUGUGACCCCGUGAAGAGAGCGACAUAUCUCCGCCUCUCAGGGCAUUUGUUUGUUGUUUUUUGGAGCACACAACUAUCACUAGAGGUUUUGGCAUGCAUCAGUUUUUUUUAUCUCAUUUCAAAAUUGAUAACCAG
This is a messenger RNA of Cuscuta epithymum, 2588 nucleotides long. Lineage: Eukaryota; Viridiplantae; Streptophyta; Magnoliopsida; Solanales; Convolvulaceae. The record is from the annotation of a GenBank genome assembly.